AUGAGGGUCCUGGCCUGCCUCGUGCUGUUGCUUGGGACCCAGGCAGUGGAGCGGCUGCGCCUGGCUGACGGUCCCCACGGCUGCGCCGGCCGUGUGGAAGUGUGGCAUGGCGGGCACUGGGGCACCGUGUGCGAUGACGGCUGGGACCUGCGCGACGCCGCCGUGGCCUGCCGGGAGCUGGGCUGUGGGGGGGCGCUGGCCGCCCCUGGGGGUGCCUUCUUUGGAGAGGGCGCAGGGCCCGUGUGGCUCAGUGAGCUGGCAUGCCGGGGCAGCGAGGGGCAGCUGGGUCUGUGUGCCCACCGCGGCUGGAAAGCCCACAUCUGCAGCCAUGAGGAGGAUGCUGGCGUGGUCUGUGCAGGGCAACGUGUGGUCAGUCCCAGGGAGGAGUCGGCUCCACCCCUGCCCAAGGAACCUUGGCCUGGGCUGCCUGUGGAGCAGAGCCCCAGCUCCGAGGAGCCCCCCAUGAUUGCUGUCCCCCGCCUGGCUGGAAACCCUCAGAAUGGCCCCCGGAAAAAGAGCCCCCGGCCCAAACAGAUCAAGUCCACCCGGGCCCCCUCACUGACAGCUGGAGCCCCCCGGCAAGAGCGCCUACGCCUGGUAUCAGGCCCCCACGGCUGCGCCGGCCGCCUGGAGGUGUGGCAUGGCGGGCGCUGGGGCACCGUGUGCGAUGACGGCUGGGACCUGCGGGACGCCGCUGUGGCCUGCCGGGAGCUGGGCUGUGGGGGGCCGCUGGCCGCCCCUGGGGGCUCCCGAUUCGGGCCAGGUGCGGGGCCCGUGUGGAUGGACGACGUGGGCUGUGGUGGAGGAGAGCAGGCACUGCGGGACUGUCCACGCAGCCCCUGGGGCCGGAGCAACUGUGACCACAGCGAGGACGCGGGGCUGGUGUGCACGGGCCCAGCCCCCAGGCUGCGCCUGGCUGAUGGCCCCCACGGCUGCGCCGGCCGCCUGGAGGUAUGGCACAGUGGGCGCUGGGGCACCGUGUGCGAUGAUGGCUGGGACCUGCGGGACGCCACCGUGGCCUGUAGGGAGCUGGGCUGUGGGGGGGCGCUGGCCGCUCCCGGCGGCGCCUUCUUUGGAGAGGGGGCCGGCCCCAUUAUUCUGGACGACCUUCGGUGUCGAGGGAACGAGACGACGUUGCGCUUUUGCCCAGCCCGGCCCUGGGGCCAGCACGACUGUCACCAUCGCGAGGAUGCUGGGGCUGUGUGUGAUGGCAUGCCGCUUGGCCACAUGCCCCCCACGGCUCCCACGGUGGACAGCAGCAACAGUUCCGUGCCCAGCGAGGCUGCCCCCAGGCCGCUGCCCACCGCGGCAAGCCAGGCCCUGGCAACAGCAGGCAUUGCACCUCCUCCACCCUCUUCGGCCAGCCCUCAGGAUCCAGGCCCGGAUGCUGGGUCCCCGCAGCUGCGCCUGGUGGCAGGGCCCAGCAGGUGCUCCGGCCGCCUGGAGGUGUGGCACAGUGGGCGCUGGGGGACAGUGUGCGAUGAUGGCUGGGACUUGCGCGACUCGGCUGUGGUCUGCAGGGAGCUGGGCUGCGGGGGACCCCAGCAGCUGGAUCCUACGGUGGGCCGCUUCGGGUGGGGUGCCGGCCCCAUCUGGCUGGACGAUGUGAACUGCGUGGGCACGGAGGUGGCACUGACCGACUGUCCUUCUGCUCCCUGGGGGAAACACAACUGUGCUCACAACGAGGACGUCGGGGUCACCUGCUCUGGGACUCCGGGCCUGGACACCAUCUCAGACCCCUUCAGCUGGAGCUGGCUCCCGGGACUGGGCAGAGAGCGGGACGCCUGGCCCCCGGGGGGGUCGGUCACCAAGCCCCCUGCCAGUCGCACCCCUGGCGUUCCGGAGAAAACCACCACCAAGGCCCCGGGGAAGACCCCCAAGAGUACUAAGAAGUGGGUGACCAAAAGCCCCAGGAGACCGACCCCUCACCCCCCUGUGACGCCCACCACGACAGCCUCCAGGGCCCCGCAUUCCUCAGCACGGCCCUCAGCCACCCCCGCAGCCCCGCAGGCACAGACCACGCACACCACGCACGCCCCGACGCCCGCACCCCAGGCCCCGGCGGAGACCCCAGGCUGGCCGGCAGCGCCCACCGCGGCCACCAGCACCGCGGGCCCCGCAGGUGAGCGCCGCCGGGGGCCGGGCGGGCCAAGGCCACGGCCUGCACCUGACCCCGGGCCUCGCCCCACAGGCCCCUUCCGCCUGCGGCUGGCCGACGGGCCCGACAGGUGCGCGGGGCGGCUGGAGGUGUGGCACGCGGGGCGCUGGGGCACGGUGUGCGACGACGGCUGGGACCUGCGCGACGCCACGGUGGCCUGCCGGGAGCUGGGCUGCGGCAGCGUCCGGCCCCGAGUGGGCAAGACGCACUACGGCCCGGGCGGCGGGCCCAUCUGGCUGGACGACGUGCGCUGCGCGGGCGGCGAGGCGUCGCUGAGCCGCUGUCCCGCGGGGCCGUGGGGCAGGCACAACUGCGACCACGAGGAGGACGUGGGGCUCACGUGCGCCGGCCACCCCGAGGACCACGACUACCCGCCCUGGACCUGGGAGCCGGAGGAGGACCGCGCCCGGGGGACCAGCGCCUCCGCCGCGCCCGCCGCCACCACCAGGCGCCCUCCUGACGCAGGCUCCCCAAGGAAACCGGGCUUCAAGCAGCGGCUGCUGCGCCCCACCCCGUCCCCGGCUCCCUCCACCUCACCGGGCACCCUGCUGACCUCUGCCACCCCUGACCCUGAACCCACGGCAGAGGCGACCUCUGACCCCAGCACGACAUCACCACCUACCACCGAGCCGGCCUCCUCGAUGAGCCCCGACUUGGCUUCAGCCGCCCCUGACCUUCCUUGGCCGACCUCCACCUCCAGUGCCACUCUGGGAGGCACGGCGGCACCCUCCCCCCCCGACACCCCACUGCCCAGCCUGCCCGCGGAGCUGACCUCUGACUGCUCUGCCCAGGCGGAUGUGACCAGUCUUGCCCCUACCUCGGAGCUGAUCCCAAAGUUAGACACCACUCCAGACACUAGCACCGCUUCAUACCCCAGGACUGACCCAGGACCUCCUGGACCCACCGACACCCCCAUCCCCCCACCUCCCACUGCGCCCCCUCGGACCCCCACCACCCUCCAUCCCACUCUCCCUGCUGUCCCCACCACAACCCCUGCCCCCACCACCCUGCAGACGGCCACCAGUGCGCACGCCACCACCCCUCCUCUCGGCACGUCCAGUCCCACUGGCCUCACUGCCCCCACAACUCCGGCUCCUACCUCCACACUCGGCACCACUAAGCCCCUGCCCACCUCCUUGGGGACAGAACUUCCCUCCCCCACCCCAGCGUCAGCCCGGCCGCCCAGCCUGGCCUCCACCCCUUCCCUGGGUGCUCCCACCUCACACACGCAGCCCCCUGCGGCCUCCGAACCCAGACCCUCGGCAGCCCCAAGCGUGGACCCGGAAUCCCUUGAGGACUCCAAAACCCAGAGAAGCCAGGGCCCUGAACUGACCCCUCCCACCACCCAGACCCCACACUCGACCUCUGACCCCAGCGUGACCCCACCCCGCCCCCUCCCCACAGCGGCCCACCCGUUAGAUCUACCUCCUCCUGAUCCGCACACCCUUGGGCCGACACCUGGCCCAAGCCCGGGUCCCCUGGGCCCAUGUGUGGCCCCAACGCCGGCCGUGCGGGUCAUGGCUUGCGAGCCCCCCGCCCUGGUAGAGUUGGUGGCCGCCGUGAGGGACGUGGGCGGCCAGCUGCAGAGGCUGACCCAGGUCCUGGAGCAGGAGCGGCAGGAGCGCCGGGCCCAGUGGCUGGGACUCAGCCAGCUGGUGGAGGCUGCUCAAGGGCUGGGACAACUGAGUGAGGUCCUGAAGAGGCUGGUGGAGGUGGCCUGGCCUCCCAGCACGCCUGUGCCUGUGCCAACCACCACGGAGCGGCCUCUGCGGGGAGACGUGUAA
This is a messenger RNA of Ochotona curzoniae (black-lipped pika), 3942 nucleotides long. RefSeq names its product scavenger receptor cysteine rich family member with 5 domains (gene SSC5D). The record is from RefSeq and is a predicted model, not a curated record. The transcript has 12 exons. NCBI's taxonomy places the organism in Eukaryota, Metazoa, Chordata, Mammalia, Lagomorpha, Ochotonidae. Bases 1 to 3942 code for a protein of 1313 amino acids. Gene Ontology annotation, cellular component: membrane.